UCAUGCUGUCCUCCCUGAAGACGCUGCUGCUUCUCUCGGUCGUGUGCACGCCGACCUCCAGCCUGUGCCUGCGCCUGUACCCGUCAGACCUGCUGUGUAACGAGCCCCAGAGCGACAGACCAGAGCCCGACAGCGCGCAGCUCAGUGACUGGAGCUCCGUGCUGCAGUUUGGAGAACUCCUGUCCUCCUCGUCCUCCGCAGAGUCCAGUCGGGAAAAAAGGACUUCUAGUCCCGCAAACUACCGCUUCAUCAGCCGGACCAAGCUCAAGGGCCAAAUGCUCCGGAACAGCAGUAAAGGAGACCGCAGGAGCCGGCUCACCCUGUCCCUGGACGUUCCCACCAACAUCAUGAACGUGCUGUUCGACGUGGCCAAAGCCAAAAACUUGCGCGCCAAAGCUGCGGAGAACGCGCGCCUUUUGGCGCAGGUGGGACGCAGAAAGUGA
Periophthalmus magnuspinnatus is the source of this 443-nucleotide messenger RNA. RefSeq names its product urocortin 3, like (gene ucn3l). The record is from RefSeq and is a predicted model, not a curated record. Gene Ontology annotation, molecular function: hormone activity; corticotropin-releasing hormone receptor 2 binding. Gene Ontology annotation, cellular component: extracellular region. Bases 3 to 443 code for a protein of 146 amino acids. The transcript has a single exon. NCBI's taxonomy places the organism in Eukaryota, Metazoa, Chordata, Actinopteri, Gobiiformes, Gobiidae. Gene Ontology annotation, biological process: adenylate cyclase-activating G protein-coupled receptor signaling pathway; digestion; hormone-mediated signaling pathway.